AUGUCUACGAAGGCAGAGCAAUUUGCCUCUAAGAUACGAUACUUGCAAGAGUAUCACAACCGGGUGCAGCACAAUAUAUACCCGGUGCCGUCCGGGACAGACAUCGCCAACACUCUGAAAUACUUCUCCCAGACUCUGCUCAGCAUUCUGUCCCGCACAGGCAGGAAGGAGAACCAGGAAGCUUCCAAUUUGGCCGUGCCCAUGACCAUGUGUCUUUUUCCUGUGCCAUUCCCACUCACCCCAUCUCUAAGACCACAAGUCAGUUCCAUCAACCCUACAGUUACUCGCUCCCUCCUUUACAGCGUUCUGCGCGAUGCCCCGUCAGACCGCGGGGGGCCGGGGCAGGGGCAGCAGAGUCGGGACGCUCAGCUCUCAGAGUACCCCUCUCUGGACUAUCAGGGCCUCUAUGUGACCCUCGUGACCCUGCUUGACCUGGUGCCCCUGCUGCAACACGGGCAGCAUGAUUUGGGACAGUCCAUAUUUUACACUACAACUUGCCUCCUGCCCUUUCUCUUUGACGAUAUUCUCAGCACUUUACCCUAUACCAUGAUCUCCACUUUAGCCACUUUUCCUCCCGUCCUUCACAAAGACAUCAUUGAGUACCUGUGCACUUCUUUCCUUCCCAUGGCAAUAUUGGGCUCCACGCGGAGGGAAGGGGGAGUUCCUGCUUAUGUGAACCUGUCUGCCUCCUCAAUGCUCAUGAUCGCCAUGCAGUACACCACCAACCCAGUCUAUCACUGUCAGCUGCUGGAAUGUCUCAUGAAGUACAAACAGGAAGUAUGGAAGGACCUGCUGUAUGUGAUCUCCUAUGGUCCGUCACAAGUCAAGCCUCCAGCCGUGCAGAUGCUGUUUCAUUACUGGCCUAAUCUAAAGCCUCCGGGGGCCAUCAGUGAAUACAGAGGCCUGCAGUACACUGCCUGGAAUCCGAUCCACUGCCAACACAUCGAGUGCCACAACGCCAUCAAUAAGCCGGCAGUAAAGAUGUGCAUAGAUCCCACCCUGUCCGUUGCCCUGGGAGACAAGCCCCCGCCCCUGUACAUAUGUGAGGAGUGCAGCCAGAGGAUCGCAGGCGACCAUCCGGAAUGGCUUGUGGACGUACUUCUACCACAAGCGGAGAUAUCGGCAAUUUGUCAGAAGAAGAACUGCAGCUCUCACGUCCGGCGCGCAGUGGUCACUUGCUUCUCGGCCGGCUGCUGCGGGCGCCAUGGCAACCGGCCCGUCCGCUACUGCAAGCGUUGCCAUGUCAACCACCACAGCGAGGUGGGGGCUGCGGCGGAGACCCAUCUGUAUCAGACCUCGCCGCCGCCCGUCAACACGCGGGAGUGCGGCGCGGAGGAGCUGGUGUGCACCGUGGAGGCCGUCAUCAGUCUUCUCAAAGAGGCAGAGAUCCAUGCGGAGCAGCGAGAGUUUGAGAUGAACAGGCGCAGACAGAUGGGCCUGUCCUCGUCCCAUCACUCCCUGGAUAACAUCGAGUACGACAACAAGGAGGACGACCAGCACGACCAGCGCCUGCUCAGCCAGUUUGGCAUCUGGUUCCUGGUGAGCUUGUGCACGCCCAACGAGAACACCCCCACAGAGAGCCUGGCGCGCCUGGUCAGCAUGGUGUUCCAGUGGUUCCACUCCACCGCCUACAUGAUGGACGACGAGGUGGGCAGCCUGGUGGAGAAGCUCAAGCCCCAGUUUGUCACCAAGUGGCUGAAGACCGUGUGCGAAGUGCGCUUUGACGUCAUGGUCAUGUGCCUGCUUCCCAAACCGGCCGAGUUCGCAAGAGUGGGAGGAUACUGGGACAAGUCGUGCAGCGCCGUGACUCAGCUGAAGGAGGGUCUGAACAGGAUCUUGUGCCUGAUUCCUUAUAAUGUCAUCAGUCAGCCUCUGUGGGAGUGCUUUAUGCCCGAGUGGCUGGAGUCCAUCCGCACAGAGGUGCCAGACAACCAGCUCAAAGAGUUUCGGGAGGUGCUCAGCAAAAUGUUUGAUAUCGAGCUGUGUCCGCUGCCAUUCUCAAUGGAGGAAAUGUUUGGCUUCAUCAGCUGCAGAUUUUCCGGGUACCCAGCUUCUGUGCAGGAGCAGGCUCUUCUGUGGCUGCAUGUUUUGUCAGAGCUGGACAUCGUGGUCCCACUGCAGCUCCUCAUCGGGAUGUUCUCAGAUGGGGUCAACUCUUUGAAGGAACUGGCCAAUCAGAGGAAGGCUCGUGCUGAUCUGUCUGGCAACACUGGAGCCCGCCGGGUGAGUGUGGUGUCGGAUCCAGGCCGCAGGGGGCAGCACAACACCCUCAGCCCCUUCCCCAGCCCGUUCAGGAGCCCCUUCCGGAGCCCUCUGAGGUGCAGCCCCUUUAAGAACCUGGGUCAUGCCACGGCAAACUGCGCCCUGGACCUGGACUGUGACGACGACGACAUGAACCUGGGCUGCUUCAUCCUCAUGUUCGACCUCAUCCUGAAGCAGAUGGAGCUCCAGGACGACGGGGUGGUGUUGGGUCUGGACAGCAGUCUGGGCAAGGACAUCGUGGGUAUCAUCAACAACGUAUUCCAGGCCCCGUGGGGAGGCUGCCAUACCUGCCAGAAGGACGAGAAGGCCCUGGAGUGCAGCCUGUGCCAAUCCAGUAUCCUCUGCUACCAACUGGGCUGCGAGCUGCUGGAGAGGCUGACCCCCCGCGAAGAGAUCCGCCUGGUGGAGCCCACUGACAGCCUGGAGGAGACCCUGAUCCUUCCUCCUUCAUCUGCCUUCUCCCUCGGGGCAGAGACGAAAGAGUGUGAGGAGGAAGACAACCCCAGCGCCACGAGCACCACCACCACAGAAAACCCCAGCAACCCCUCCCCUGACAAUCCAACAUUGAAAAACAACUCAGAUGUGAAGUUCUCCUACCAACAACUCCCAGUGUCUUUGAAGCUUAUUUACACUGUCCUUCAGGAAAUGUCCAAGUUUGAGGAGCCAGACAUUUUGUUCAACAUGCUGAACUGCCUGAAGAUCUUGUGCCUCCACGGAGAGUGCCUGUACCUGGCCCGCAAGGACCACCCUCAGUUCUUGGCUUAUAUCCAGGAGAAGAUGCUCAUCCCGUGCCUGUGGUCCAUGUUAAAGUCAGAGUUUUGCCAGCUGGCGUCUCUGGCAGUGCCUCAGCUCCUUCACGCCCUUUCUCUGUCCCACGGAGCGGACAUCUUCUGGAAGCUUAUCAACACCAACUUCAACCAUCAAGACUGGAAGAUCCGAUUUGAAGCAGUGGAGAAAGUGGCAGUUCUGUGUCGCUUCCUGGACAUCGGUGCGGUCACUAAAAACCACCUGCUCAAGUAUUCCCUGGCCCAUGCCUUCUGCUGUUUCCUGGCUUCAGUGGAGGACGUCAACCCAUCUGUGGCAACGCGGGCUCGGCUUCUUCUGGACACCAUCAAGAGGCCGGCCCUACAGGGCUUGUGUCUGUGCAUGGAUUUCCAGUUUGACACUGUUGUGAGAGAUCGGCCCAUUAUCCUGAGCAAGCUGCUGCUGCUACACUUCCUUAAAAAAGAUAUUCCGGCUCUGAGCUGGGAGUUCUUUGUCAACCGCUUCGAAACGCUGUCUUUGGAGGCACAGCUUCACUUAGACUGUAACAAGGAGUUCCCUUUCCCCACCACCAUCACAGCAGUGCGCACCAAUGUAGCCAACCUGAGCGACGCCGCCAUGUGGAAGAUCAAGAGGGCCCGCUUCGCCCGCAACAGACAGGACGGGGUGCGCUCUCUCCGGAACAGCGUGAAGGGAACCCCACAGACGGACAGCUCCCCAGAAGCCAAGCGCGCCUUUUCUCUGCCCGAGACUCUGGGCAACAAGAUCCCUCUAGGACUUACGAGGCAAGAACACUCUGCUCCAACACUGGGAGAUAUGAUAGAUGUCCUUUCAGGCCAAACCCCUUCGCCUGAAGACGACAGCAUCAUCAAAGACCUGCUCCCGGAAGACGCAGGAAUCGACCACCAGACCGUCCACCAGCUCAUUAUGGUGCUCAUGAAGUUUAUGGCCAAGGACCAGAGCAGCGCGGAGGCCGACCUGGGCAGUGCCAAAGCCUUCAACACGGUCAAACGCCACCUCUAUGUGCUGCUGGGAUACGACCAGCAGGAGGGCUGCUUCAUGAUCGCCCCUCAGAAGAUGCGCACUUCCACCUGCUUCAAUGCUUUCAUCGCAGGCAUCGCACAGGUGUUGGACUACAACAUCGGCCUGGGGAAGCAGCUGCUCCCCCUGGUGGUGCAGGUGUUGAAGUACUGCACGUGUCCUCAGCUCAGGCAUUACUUCCAGCAGCCUCCGCGCUGCUCGCUCUGGGCUCUGAAACCACACAUCCGGCAGAUGUGGCUCAAAGCUCUACUCGUCAUCCUUUACAAGUAUCCAUACCGAGACAUGGACGGCAACAAAGUGGUGCUCCAUCUCAUCCACAUCACCAUCAACACGCUGAACGCCCAGUACCACAGCUGUCGACCCCACGCCACGGCCGGGCCCCUGUACAGCGACAACUCCAACAUGAGCCGCUACAGCGAGAAGGAAAAGGAGGAGGACAGUGUGUUCGAUGAGUCAGAUGUCCACGACACGCCGACGGGUGCCGCUAACAAGGAGUCACAGACCUUCUUUGCCAGACUCAAGAGGAUCGGAGGCAACAAGUCUGUGAAGUACCAGCCUGUGGAGCUGAAUGCCAAGAGAAGUGAAAUCGAGCUGUCUGAGUACCGUGAAGCCAGUGCGCUCCAGGACAGCAUCCUGCACUGCGUCCGCGAGGAGAGCACGCGUAAGAAGCGCCUCCAGGCCAUGCACAAGCAGAAGUCUUUGGACAUCUCCAACACAGACUCUCUCCUUUUCAACUUGGACGAACACCGGCGGAAAUCCUGCAUCGACCGCUGCGACUUACAGGCACCUGCCGCCAUCCUGGCCCCUUCCUCCCGCGGCAGACAUCACGGCAAAGGAUCUUCCGACGGCUCCUCGGUCAGGGCUGUAGAUCUGGCAGACAGGAGGGGGUCACGGGGAGGCCAUUCCGACAUAUCCAAACCGGUCAUCCCAGAGGUACGUCUCAGUUGCAUGGAGACAUUCGAGGACAAGGAAGAUCAAGAUUCCCCGUGCGAUUCAGGGCAGGACAAAGACGACCAGGACCUCAUCGAUCUCUCCUCGGAUUGCACAUCGAUUCCAGAGAAGCACUCGCUGCUCUCCAUGUCCGACACGGAUUCGCUGGUGUUCGAACCGCUGCCACCGCUGAGGAUUGUAGAAAGCGACGAGGAAUUCGAUCUCAGCACCAUUAUAGCCUCCAAGCUCAUAGGAAGCCCCAGACUGUCCACAUCGCCAGCAAGCAGCAAUACUUUGAGGCUGUCCCCACUGGUGCAAUCCAGUAUGGAGGAUGGGUCUUUCGAUAAGAACAUGGAAGAGCAAUCGGAGAAGAAGGAUGUUGAGAAGAAACCGGGGCUGUUUACACCAAGCACGUCUUUAGACUUAUCAGAAAAGGCCGACAACAUCUCUCACGAAAGCCAACUGACGCUCAAGCAAAAGCGUGAUUUGCUCAGGAAAACGCCGCACGUGCCGGACAACUCUUUAGACGAGGCUUAUGACGGGAACUCAGGUCGGACAGUCUUCCUGGACAUCCCGGAGGACAAAACAGAGUCGCCAUCCUCCACUGAGAAGAGCAAAAGUAACAGCAACGAUGAGGAAGAGUACGGAGAUGAUGAGGAGGAUGAAGAUAUGGGGGACGAAGGAGACAGCGAUCCCAAACCGGAGAACACGGAAGAACUAGAAGAGUCAGAGUUUAAGAUUCAGAUCGUUCCCAGGCAGCGGAAAGAGAGGAAGAUCGCGGUCAGUGCCAUUCAGAGGGAGUAUUUGGAUAUUUCCUUCAACACUUUUGAUAAACUUGCCACUGAGACGAUCGUUGAAGCAGACCACAAAGUCCUGUCCACAUUGGAAAAACCCAGAGAAUCGGCUUCAGCCCCCACCCUUGAAGCAGCUUUACCUGAAACUAGUCACCGCUCUUCCGUGUCAACUCAGUACCGCGCGGUGAAGAGGGGCUCUCUGGGUGCUCUGACCAUGAGCCAGCUGAUGAAGAGGCAGCUGGAGCAUCAGUCCAGUGCCCCUCACAACAUCAGCACAUGGGACACAGGUCCGACCAAAACCAGCCUCCUGUCGGCCCCCAGCACCGUGAGCAUGUUUGUGCCGGCACCAGAGGAGUUCAUCGACGAGCAGCCCACCACCAUGUCUGACAGAUGUCGCGACUGUGCUGCUGUGCUGGAGGAGUACGACGAGGAAACCCUGGGCCUGGCGGUGGUCGUGUUGUCCAUGUUCAUCCACCUCAGUCCGGAUCUGGCCGCUCCCAUGCUCCUGGACAUUAUGCAGUCCGUGGGCAGGCUUGCCUCCAGCGCCAAUUUUUCAGGGCAAGCGGAAAGCAUGUUGAUCCCAGGGAACGUAGCAGGGGUGGCAAAGCAGUUUCUCCGCUGCAUGUUCCACCAACUGGCCCCGAAUGGAAUCUUACCUCAACUUUUCCAAAGCAACAUCAAAGAUGGAAGCUUCCUGAGAACCCUCGCAUCCUCGCUCAUAGACUUCAACGACCUGAGUUCUGUGGCUGCCCUGAACAUGCUCCUCGAGGGAUUAAACAAUAAGAAAAGUCUCCCAGCAGGCGGCACGAUGCUUCACUGUCUCGAAAACAUCGCUACCUUCAUGGAGGCCCUCCCCAUGGACUCCCCCAGCAACCUGUGGACCACAAUCUGCAACCAGUUCCAGACAUUUCUCACUAAACUGCCCUCCGUGCUCCCUCUCAAGUGCCCCAUGGACUCCAGUUUGCGGAUUAUCAUUUGUCUUCUGAAAAUCCCAAGCACAAAUGCAACCAGGAGCCUCCUGGAGCCUUUCUCUAAGCUGCUGAGCUUUGUUAUCCAGUAUGGCACCUUCAGCCUGUCCUACCUGGUCGAGCUGUGCGGCCUGUGCUACAAAUCUUUUAACAAGGAGAGGGAUAAGUUCUACAUGUCUCGCAUCGUGGUGCUGGAGCUGCUGCAGGCGCUCAAGUUCAAGUCCCCCCUGCCCGACACCAACCUGCUCCUGCUGGUCCAGUUUGUUUGUGCAGAUAUCGGGACACGUCUUGCUGAAUCCACCAUCAUCCAGAAGCACAUGAUCGCCACACUGCCGGGGUGCACCACAGCAGCCAUGGAGUGCAUGAGGCAGUACAUCAGUGAGCUGCUGGACUUCAUCGCCGACAUGCACACGCUGACCAAGCUCAAGAGCCACAUGAAAGCCUGCUGUCAGCCCCUGCAUGAGGACACGUUUGGGGGGAACCUGAAGGUGGGACUGGCUCAAGUGGCUGCCAUGGAGAUCAGCAAGGGCAAUCACCGCGACAACAAGGCUGUGCUGCGCUACCUUCCCUGGCUCUACCACCCCCCCUCCACCAUGCAGCAGGGGCCAAAAGAAUUCAUCGAGUGUGUGUCACACAUCCGUCAGCUGUCCUGGCUGCUCCUGGGCGCACUGACCCACUGUGCCCUGCAUCAGGGCUCCACCUCCUGCAUGCCUAUCCCCCUGGACGCCGGCUCCCACAUCGCAGACCAUCUUAUCGUCAUCCUGAUCGGCUUUCCAGAACAGUCCAAGACGUCGGUGCUGCACAUGUGCUCGCUCUUCCACGCCUUCAUGUUUGCUCAGCUCUGGACCAUCUACUGUGAGCAGGCGGCGGCGGCCCCCUCCCUGCAGAACCAAAACCAGACCGAGUUCUCCUCCACCGCCAUCCUUACGGGCCUGGAGUUCUGGAGCCGUGUCACCCCCAGCAUCCUGCAGCUCAUGGCCCAUAACAAAGUGAUGGUGGAGAUGGUGUGUCUUCAUGUGAUUAGUUUGAUGGAGGCCUUACAGGAAUGCAACUCCACUAUAUUUGUCAAGCUCAUCCCCAUGUGGCUGCCAAUGAUUCAAUCCAACCUUAAGCACCUGUCCGCGGGGCUGCGUCUGCGCCUCCAGGCCAUCCAGAACCGGGUCAACCACCAGUGCCUGCAGGGGAAGGCGGCCGGUACUCCUCCGGUGGCUCUCCGCAAAUGGCUGCAGUGCACACAGUUCAAAAUGGCGCAGAUAGAGAUCCAGUCCUCUGAGGCCGCCUCGCAGUUCUACCCCAUGUGA
Molecule: messenger RNA, 8058 nt
Organism: Knipowitschia caucasica
Lineage: Eukaryota; Metazoa; Chordata; Actinopteri; Gobiiformes; Gobiidae
Source: the annotation of a GenBank genome assembly